AUAGGAAGCUAUGAUGAGAAUUCAAAUUUGCAGUCACAGUGUUCCACGUUCCAAGCCACUUCGAUAUCCGUAGAAACAAAGUUCAAACUUCAAACCAGAAACCACCUCUUCUCUUUUGCUCACUCACUCACUCGUCUCCAGUCUCCUUCUUCGUCUCCUCACCCUCAGCCAGACGCCACUCAAUUCUCUGCAACUCCUCGUUGCUUUCUGCAUUUCUACCUUUUUCUCAAAUGCACAAAGUUUGUUUCCUCAUCUAAAUCUUCAAAAAACCCACCUACCACACAAAAUGCUACUCAACUCGCUUCCAAUCAUCACUGCGUUUCUGAUUCUUCUCGCUACUCCAUUCUCCUUCUCUCUUACCAGAGAUGGCCUCGCUCUCUUGGCUCUCAAAGCUGCAGUUACAACUGACCCAACUCAAGUUCUUGCCUCUUGGUCCGAUUCUGACCGAACUCCAUGCCACUGGCAUGGAAUUACUUGCAUUAAUCACCGAGUCACCUCUAUCAUUCUCCCAAACAGAAGCCUUACUGGUUAUCUUCCCUCAGAACUCGGUCUCCUUGACUCGUUAACUCGACUUUGUCUCUCGCACAAUAACUUCUCCAAGCCCAUCCCUUCCCAUCUCUUCAAUGCCACUAGUCUUUCCACUCUUGAUUUGUCUCAUAACUCUCUCGCAGGCUCCAUCUCACCCCAGAUAAGAUCCUUGAAAGCUCUAACCCAUUUGGAUUUAUCUUCAAAUUUCCUUAAUGGGUCUCUCCCUGAAUUUCUCGUUGAGCUCAAAAACCUCACCGGAACUCUAAAUUUGUCUUAUAAUGCAUUUUCUGGUGAGAUUCCGGAGUCAUACGGAAGAUUUCCGGUGAUGGUCAGUUUGGAUUUGAAGCACAAUAAUCUUAGCGGCAAAGUGCCUCAGGUGGGGUCACUGGUGAACCAGGGACCAACUGCAUUUGUAGGAAACCCGAGUCUUUGUGGGUUUCCAUUGCAGAAUCAAUGUCCAGAAGCUUUCAACCUUACAGCCAGUGGAAAUCCAGAAAAUCCUGAAAACCCUAGGGACAAUAAUCCCGAUUUUGUUGCUGACACUGAAGGGAAAGAGAAUGCGAAAAAUGGGUCGGUGGCGGUUCCUUUAAUUUCGGGUGUCUCGGUGGUGAUCGGUGCCGUUUCAAUCACGGUGUGGCUGUUCCGGAGGAAAUGGGUUUCCGAAGAGCAGAAGGGCAAGAUGGGAAAAGAAAAGAACAUGGGGGACAAUAUUGACAUUAACGAGGAAGGGCAAAAGGGUAAAUUUGUAGUGAUCGAUGAAGGGUUUGAUUUGGAAUUAGAGGAUUUGUUAAGGGCAUCGGCGUACGUGGUGGGAAAAAGCCGGAGUGGGAUAGUCUACAAGGUGGUAGUGGGCGGGAGAGGAUCUGGUACGGUGGUGCCUACGGUUGUUGCUGUGAGGAGGUUGAAUGAGGGUGAUGCCACGUGGAGAUUCAAGGACUUUGAGUCUGAGGUGGAGGCAAUUGGGAGGAUUCACCAUCCUAACAUCGUGCGGUUGAGAGCUUAUUAUUAUGCUCAUGAUGAGAAGUUGUUGAUCUCUGAUUUCAUACGCAACGGGAGCUUAUACACUGCGCUGCAUGGGGGACCUCCGAAUACUUUGCCUCCACUCACAUGGGCAUCAAGAUUGAAAAUUGCUCAAGGAACUGCAAGAGGUUUAAUGUACAUUCAUGAAUACAGCCCCAGAAAAUAUGUUCAUGGCAACUUAAAAUCAACAAAAAUCCUUCUUGAUGAUGAACUCCAGCCUUACAUUUCGAGCUUUGGACUCGCUCGUCUCGUCUCGGGAACCUCUAAGUUUACAACUUCAACAUCCAAGAAACAGUAUCUGAACCAAACCAUUGUUUCGUCUACGAUUGGCUCGAGAGUUUCACCUCCCUCGAAUUGUUACUUGGCUCCUGAGGCUCGAGUUUUUGGCACAAAGUACAGUCAGAAAUCUGAUGUGUACUCUUUUGGAAUUAUCCUGAUGGAACUUUUAACUGGUAGACUACCUAAUGCAGGACCAGAAAAUGAUGGGAAAGGGCUAGAAAGUCUCGUGAGGAAAGUGUUUCGAGAAGAACGGCCGUUGUCUGAGAUUAUAGAUCCUGCAUUGUUGAGUGAAGUUUAUGCAAAGAAACAGGUUGUUUCAGUGUUUCACAUUGCGCUGAAUUGUACCGAGUUAGAUCCUGAAGUUCGUCCUAGGAUGAAAACUGUGUCUGAGAGUCUCGAUCGUAUUAAAAUGCAGUGAAAAAAUGAGAGGAUGUCUCUUGUAAAAUUUUGUUUUGCUUACUUCUGAUGCUGAAGUUGUUUUAGCUUCAGACAUCAUUGUGUAAGCUUGUCUGCUCGGAUGCAUAUGGUAGUUCUAAUUUUUAUCAUUUGUCCUUGUGGGGAUUUCUCAGGGACUGGAUGUUUGUGUUGUUAGGCUGAUUAAUUAAUUUCUAUGUAUUUCUCAAUUUUCUGAUAAUUUAUCUAUGUGCCAUCUUGAUCU
Manihot esculenta (cassava) is the source of this 2485-nucleotide messenger RNA. RefSeq names its product receptor protein kinase-like protein ZAR1. The coding region runs from base 287 to 2245 and encodes 652 amino acids. The transcript has 2 exons. Lineage: Eukaryota; Viridiplantae; Streptophyta; Magnoliopsida; Malpighiales; Euphorbiaceae. Gene Ontology annotation, biological process: protein phosphorylation. Gene Ontology annotation, molecular function: ATP binding; protein kinase activity; protein binding. The record is from RefSeq and is a predicted model, not a curated record.